This is a messenger RNA of Cokeromyces recurvatus, 1758 nucleotides long. Its product is annotated as nucleotide-diphospho-sugar transferase. Gene Ontology annotation, molecular function: UDP-N-acetylglucosamine diphosphorylase activity. NCBI's taxonomy places the organism in Eukaryota, Fungi, Mucoromycota, Mucoromycetes, Mucorales, Mucoraceae. The coding region runs from base 75 to 1586 and encodes 503 amino acids. The transcript is spliced from 3 exons. Gene Ontology annotation, biological process: UDP-N-acetylglucosamine biosynthetic process. The record is from RefSeq and is a predicted model, not a curated record.
UUUUUUUUUUUUAGUAAUCUGGAUUUUGUUAUAUUUUUAUUUUUUUUACUUUUUCUUUUAGAUAACUAUUAACAAUGACAGUUGCUUCCCCAUUACCAUUUACAGAUUCAGAAAUUCAAGUAUUAAAGAAUCGUUAUGAAAAUGCGGGUCAGGGACAUGUAUUCAAAUUUUUUGAUUCCAUUUCUCAAGAUGAAAAAGUUGAGUUAUUGAAGCAACUUGUAGAAAUCGAUGUCGACAAUUUGAAUACUAUUUAUAAAAAAGCUAUUGAAGGUGCUGAAAUGGCUACCAAGGGAGUGGAUGAAUUGAAGCCCCUUUCUCCUGAUGUAUUCGAUUCUGUCUUGAAACAUAAUGAUGAACAACUCAAGGAAUGGGAGAUGUUAGGUCUUCAACAGAUCGCUCACGGUAAAGUUGCUGUUAUCUUGAUGGCUGGUGGUCAAGGUACUCGUUUGGGCUCAAGUGAUCCUAAAGGUUGUUAUAAUAUCAAUUUGCCUUCUGGUAAAUCCCUUUUCCAAUUACAAGCUGAACGUAUUUUAAAAGCUCAAGAAUUGGCCCAUCAACAUCGUAAUGAACAAGAUCCUCAAGAAACUAUUAUUCCCUGGUACAUCAUGACUUCUGGUCCUACAAAUCAACCUACAUAUGAUUUCUUUAAAAAGAAUAACUUUUUUGGUCUUAAAGAAGAAAACGUCAUUUUCUUCGAACAAGGUACACUUCCUUGCUUGACGAUGGAUGGAAAAAUCAUUUUAGAAACAAAGAGCAAGGUUGCUAUUGCACCUGAUGGUAAUGGUGGUAUUUAUAAAGCACUUCAAGAAAAGGGUAUCAUUCGAUCAUUAAGAGAACGUGGUAUUGAAUAUAGCCAUUGUUAUUGUGUUGAUAAUUGCUUGGCUCGUGUUGCAGACCCUGUAUUCAUUGGUUAUUGUGUUUCUAAAGGAACAGAUUGUGGUGUUAAAGUUGUAGGCAAGAUGGCUCCUGAAGAGCCUGUGGGCAUUGUCUGUGUUCGUAAUGGAAAAUAUGCAGUUGUCGAAUAUUCUGAAAUUACUCAAGAAACCGCAAAUGAACGUUAUCCUGAUGGCUCACUCAAAUAUGGUGCAGCUAAUAUUGCUAAUCACUUCUUCUCUACCAGCUUUCUUGAACGCGUUCCUAGCUUUCAGUCUGAGUUGGAAUAUCAUAUUGCUAAGAAGAAGAUUAAAUAUACCAACCUUGAAACAGGUGAACAGAUUGUGCCCAAGACAAAUUCUGGCAUGAAACUCGAGUGCUUUGUGUUUGAUGUCUUUCCUUAUGCUCACAAUAUGUCUGUACUUGAAGUAAAACGACAAGAUGAAUUUUCUCCUUUAAAGAAUGCACCUGGAAGUGGUGCUGAUUGUCCUGAAACUUCACGUCGUGAUAUUGUAGCUCAACAUGUACGUUUUAUUGAGAAUGCAGGUGGUAAGGUUGUUGGUGAUACAGAUGAUUAUGAGCAGCUUGUUUUUGAAAUUUCCCCCGCUGUCUCUUAUGCUGGUGAAGGUUUAAAACAGAUUGUAUCUGGAAAGAUUGUUAAAGCACCAGCAACUAUUGAAACUUUAGAUGAUUUAAUUCGUGCCACUUGUUAAAAUUAUGUUUUGAUUAUUUUUUUAAACUUAAUAUAACACACUUUUGUAAUAUAACUUUUUUUUUCCCCUCCCAAGCAUAACUGCAUUUUAUACAGUUAAAUAAAGAUAAUACUAAUUUAAUAUAGCACUUGGAUAAGAAUACAAAAAUAAAGCCUUGUUAUACUUAAUGAAC